CCAUCCUCAAUCACUGACGACGCGUUCUUGAUACGUCUAAAGUGAUAGCCUCCUAAAUUUCGCUUUUUAGAAAAGACGUUUAUCUUAUUGACGCGCUCCUACCACCAUCUACCACCUUAUAACGCCUUCAAACCGAGCGAUCCACGCGCGCGACCCGCCCGCCAGACCGACGCCGCAGUAUAGCCAUGGCGCCGAAAUAUACACUAUCGGACUCGGAAUCAGAGGCGGAGGCUGCGGUUCCCUCCGAUCAGGCAUUGGAAAAGGCACUGCGGAAGGAAGUCGCGACGAAAUACAAGGCGAAAAAUUUCGAAGAACUCACCGUGAAACGCGUGCGUCGCGCCGUUGAAGAGAGAUUGAGUCUUGAGGAGGGAUACUUGAAGAAUACGGGCGACUGGAAAGCGAAAAGCGAGGAGAUUAUUAAAGAUGAAUUUGAAAUACUGCGAAAGAGUGCGCCCGAGCCAGAGUCCGACCCAGAGCCAGAGCCAGCCGUGUCGCGCCCUCUAGAACCGAGUCAGAAAUUUACAAACAAGCGACACAAGGUCGAAAGCACGCAGAAGCCCAGAAAGCGCCAAAAGACACAAACGCCAGUUUCGGACGACGAGGACGAGCUAUCGGAACUCCCUGAUGCCGAGAGUGAAGACGAGGUUGCAAAACCCAAGAAGGGCGCACGACGAAUGACAAAGACCACCGAGGUUAAGAAACCCAAAGAACCUUCACCAGAGGCACUCGAAAUAUCCGAUGGUGAAGCGGAGGCAGCGAUUGUGACCAAAGAUGACUCUGAGAGCGAAAUGUCCAUUGUGCUAGACGAGGAGCCUAAGCCCAAGGCCACGCGAAAGCGGAAAAGCAACGAGGGUACUUCAAAGAAGGUUGCCCCCAAGAAAGAAAAGAAAGCCGCCAAAGGCAAGGACGAGGACCUUGACCCGGAUCAAGCAGAGAUCAAGCGGUUACAAGGGUGGCUGGUCAAAUGUGGCAUCCGCAAGAUGUGGUGGCGGGAGCUACAGCCAUAUGAAACUUCAAAGGCGAAGAUCAAGCAUCUCAAACAGAUGCUGGAAGAUGCGGGGAUGACGGGACGAUACUCCGUCGAAAAGGCUCGGCAAAUCCGAGAUGAGCGGGAGCUCAAGGCGGAUCUUGAGCAGAUUCAGCAAGGUGCGAAGAAAUGGGGGACGGGCAGUGGAGACGGAGGAACUGAUGAACCUGCACCGUCGCGCCGCGCGGCUCGUGGACGUCAAGCGCUGGCGUUUUUGGAAAGCGAGGGAGAAGAGAGCGAUUAAUAUUAUUAUACGCGACCUCCGGUGGUUUGACCGGGUCUCUGUGUCAGUCUCGGUAUCGCAGUCCUCUUAUAAUGGCAAGAUAUCCUUUUUCAUGCCCUUUGUAGUCGUUAUACUUGAAGCGUAGGAAGCAGA
Penicillium brasilianum is the source of this 1403-nucleotide messenger RNA. NCBI's taxonomy places the organism in Eukaryota, Fungi, Ascomycota, Eurotiomycetes, Eurotiales, Aspergillaceae. The record is from the annotation of a GenBank genome assembly.